AUACUAUAAUCACGCCCGAGUAAGAACGAACAAGUCAUUUGUCGAUAUUGGAAUAUAGUGAACGCUUUAACCAGGAGCGUAAAAUAUGCUCUAUCAAACAACCAUCAAACUAUAACUAAUGGAUUUCUUGUAUAGAGCACUUAUAACUUGUAUAUACAAGUGAAGCUUUUCUAAGCUAUAAAAUUAUAAAAAUAUAAAACGUUAGUUUUUGCUUGUUUUUUAAAUUGACUAGUGCACGCAAGUCAGAGGAAAAAUGGAUUUUUGUGACUCAAAGUUUUGUUGAUUCAUAAACAGUUAAGCAAGUUUUCUUCUGCGUAGAGAGAGAGUGAUGAUAAAAACAUGUGAUUUUUCUACAAUAAGAUAAAUGACGAUUCAAGAUGAUUUUGGAAAAAGUGGUGAUCAAUUUCCUUGUUCAUGUACUGUCAUCAUAUGUCGAAAGUGCUCUGUCAGAUUCUUCUAGUCAUGUUAAGGUAGCAGACCAAGGUCUACCUAGUAUAAAUUUUAACGGUACAAGCAUUGUAAGAAACAAUAAAGGAAAUUCAAGUCUUGACUUUAAUGAGUUUCAAAACGUUACAGGCAAUGCAUUAGAUAAUGAGAUUCGUAAUUAUACAGAUGUUCAAAGUACAGAUACGAUAUUUAUAACAACACCCAAUUCGAUCAUCAAGAAUGAUUCGCUGGAUAAAGCAUUAAUCGAUAAGAAUAUUUCAGAGACUGCCAACGAUAAUCAAAUAUUCUCCAUAAUUAACACAAGUAUAGAGUCCUCAAACUACAACAAAGUUACCACUCAAUUCUCAUUUAAAAAAGAAAACCAGAAUGAACAUAAAGCAGAAAAGAAACCAGAAAGUAAGGCCAAAGAGCUAAAACCACACAAUGUUCCCUACAAGUUGCACGAUCGGAAAGGCAGUGUUCAAACGUUUACAUUAAGUCGGAGCAAAAUGCAAUUACAGCAUCAUUUGCAGCUAGCACCCAUGGAAGAUGCACCAUUUGGAACUAUGAUGGCACAGGAAAAGCGGUAUCUAGUCACUGUUCUGGUACCUAUCGGCGUAGGAAUAAUUGGUGCAGCAUUAAUCGUGUGUACAAUACUAACAUUAAGGAAAAUAGCGCGGCAAAGGUCUCUCCAGGUCCCGAUAGACGACACUGAAGUACAGAGAUCAAUAACACCCAGUGUCUCUAGUAUACAUACGGAGGAUAAUGAUAAAGUGUUCCUUUUAUUUGGAGACGAAGAAAUAUAAAUCAUUUUUGUAACUUAUCAACAGGUUGUGUUUAAUAUUGUGUCAAAUGUAUUGGGUCCAGACUUAUACUACCAAUAAUUGUAUUAUUGUAAGAACUUGUCAUAAAUUUUCUUUUUAGAUUGACAAGGAUAUAUUCCGUUCAUGUGUUGAUAAAUCACAUGAAUGAGUAGAAUAGUUAUUAUAUCCCGAUAUCACGGAGUUGUGAUGGGGUAACUAAAGCAGAUUGUCCGCCUGUCACAUGUUCGCCCGACACAUAAGUGAGUUAUCAACUCACUUCACAGACGAUUAAUUUCAUUUAGGAAUAAUUGCAGUGCUUAAGAAGCUUAAGAACCAUAACUCUUCUUUUCAUUAUUUGGACCUGU
Messenger RNA from Ruditapes philippinarum (Manila clam), 1594 nucleotides. RefSeq lists its product as uncharacterized. The transcript has 5 exons. The coding region runs from base 378 to 1232 and encodes 284 amino acids. The record is from RefSeq and is a predicted model, not a curated record. NCBI's taxonomy places the organism in Eukaryota, Metazoa, Mollusca, Bivalvia, Venerida, Veneridae.